GUUUGGAGGUUUAACAUCAGCUCGAUAGCGUGGGUAUGACCUAGCCUGGUACCUGCACCUGGACAAGCUUAGAACAAGCUUAGGGACAAUCAGACCCUAAAGGCACCUAGGGUAGGUAGGCUAGGUACCUAAAGGUGGGGUGUUGGGGGGUUUCUCACCGUUGGAGCUCUAAGUCGUGGUCAAAACCCCACUACGAUUACGACGGAACGGCACCUACUGUGGCUCUAGCUCAGGGUCCCCUGGCCACUCAGAGAAAUCAAUUCGUACAAAGGGUUAUCGGGUUGGUUAUCGGGGCUAAGAGCAUGCAGGAGGACAGGAAGGCAGGAAGAGGGCGGUCUGUGAAAGUGGGAAAGGGCAGAGAAGAAAUACUAACUUUAUGUACCUCAGGUUUUUCCCACAAAUUCUUCUUCAACUCUUCAAGACACAAAGAAGGUUAUUGCAAAGUCUUUCCCGGCCCUUAUUGGCUUUGCAAUCAUCAUUCACUAUGUCCAAGCCUCAUAGUGUUAACGGGAGCGAGUCCGAGUUCGAGUUUAUCGAAACUCCGAAAGCUCCCACUCCCACUUUCGAGAAAUUUGAGGACUGCGGCGUGCGAACCACAUCGUACCCAUCUAUCAAAAAUGCACCUCUCCCCGCGGACUCUGCAGGUGCUGACACCUUCUCAAACCUCCUGCUAUUCUCUCUGCUAGGAGGUGUCCCAUUUUACAUGUCCUGGAAAGUCGGAGGUGGUCUAAAGACUGCUAUAUUCUUCGCCUUAUUCACGAGCAUUCCUAUCCUUGCUGGGUUUUGGCUCACUAUCUCCGCCAUAAGUCCCAGGAAAAACGAGAAGGCCAAAUAUCCCGGACGGCCGGUCGAGCAUUACCUCACUUUCAAGAAGCAAUCUGACAAGCUCAAGUACCAUGGCAGGAAUAAGAUCCCCUUGGAGACCUUCUACGAGAUGUAUUUCGACGGCGAUGUCGACUUCAACGGUGAUUGCCUCGAAGUUUUGGAAUACAGACAUGAUUGGGCAAGCUUCCGGUUCACCUGGGGCCUCUGCAAGUACUUUUUGUUUGGCAUGAUCCCCGAAGUUAUCAUGCACUCGAGGAGUCAAGAUGAGGAACAGGUCCGUGACCACUACGACCGUGGUGAUGACUUCUACGGUUGGUUCUUGGGUCCUCGUAUGAUCUACACUUCCGGCAUUAUCUCGGACAUCAACAGAGAGGAGACCUUGGAGGAACUGCAGGACAACAAGCUAGCUAUUGUGUGUGAAAAGAUUGACCUACAGGAGGGCGAAUCGCUGCUCGAUAUCGGUUGCGGUUGGGGUACCCUCGCACGAUUCGCAAGUGUCAACUAUGGUGCCCGCGUCACAGGUAUCACUCUCGGCCGCAACCAAACUGCCUGGGGUAACAAUGCUAUGCGAAACGUUGGCAUCCCCGAGGAACAAAGUAAGAUCCUCUGCAUGGACUACCGAGAUAUCCCGGUGCCCCAGGGCGGAUACAAGAAGAUCACUUGUCUGGAGAUGGCUGAGCACGUCGGUGUUCGCAAGUUCGGUACCUUCUUGAAGCAAGUCUACGAUAUGCUUGACGAUGAUGGUGUGUUCUUCCUGCAGAUUGCUGGUCUACGAAAGCCUUGGCAAUACGAGGAUCUUAUCUGGGGGUUGUUUAUGAACAAAUACGUUUUCCCCGGUGCUGACGCGUCGACUCCUCUUGACUUUUUCGUCGGUGGACUCGAAGGUGCCGGAUUUGAAAUCAAGGGAAUCGAUACCAUCGGCGUGCACUAUUCCGCGACUCUGUGGCGCUGGUAUAGGAACUGGUUGGCCAACCGUGAGAAGGUUGAGGCUAAGUAUGGAAAGAGAUGGUUCCGCAUUUGGGAAUACUUCCUCGCUGCUUCCACCAUCGCCUCCCGACAAGGCACUGCUACUUGCUACCAGAUUGUUUUGGUGAAGAACCUCAACUCUACUCAUCGCGUUGAGGGUAUCCCAUCCCAGUUCGCCUUGACCGGUGCUCUAAACAAGGCCAUGACGAAGAUUGACUUCAAGGCAUGGGCUAAGAAGAACGCUGACCAGUUCCCUACUUCAGCUGCCCAAUAAAGAGAACAAUAGUUAAACAAGCCUACCUAUGGACUGGGAAUAAUGAUAUCCUAGUCUUGUAGCAAGGUUUGAACAUUGUAAUAUGUGGCAGUAAAGAAAAGUUAGUCAGAGGCUAGGAGGUUAUAUUUAGGCGGAGGAAUAGUGAUGGGCUAAGAUGACAGCUGCUAUUCCGGUAAUGGACGUCUGAAGUUUAAUGGAGUGGAUAAAGGUAGUAAGUAAACGUCGAGUGGAAAAGUGGUUAAGGCAGAUGAAUAUAAACUACCCGAAUCACCAACUAGACGCUUCCUAAAACAGAUAUAUAGGUACAUUACAUAUGGUAUGAUGAUGAUCUCGAAGUCGUAAACAGGAGGUGUUAUGUAACUAUGCAUAUCUGGAAACUAAUGUGAAAAAAA
Messenger RNA from Daldinia caldariorum, 2457 nucleotides. RefSeq names its product S-adenosyl-L-methionine-dependent methyltransferase. Bases 377 to 2065 code for a protein of 562 amino acids. Gene Ontology annotation, biological process: cellular response to biotic stimulus. The record is from RefSeq and is a predicted model, not a curated record. The transcript is spliced from 4 exons. NCBI's taxonomy places the organism in Eukaryota, Fungi, Ascomycota, Sordariomycetes, Xylariales, Hypoxylaceae.